This is a messenger RNA of Hordeum vulgare subsp. vulgare (domesticated barley), 1249 nucleotides long. RefSeq lists its product as uncharacterized. Lineage: Eukaryota; Viridiplantae; Streptophyta; Magnoliopsida; Poales; Poaceae. The record is from RefSeq and is a predicted model, not a curated record. The coding region runs from base 103 to 1230 and encodes 375 amino acids. Gene Ontology annotation, molecular function: protein binding. The transcript is spliced from 2 exons.
GCUGCUGCUUCGACGCCACCCACCCACCACAUCCCGCACAGCCCGCACGAGCAGCGAGGCCUCUGCCGCCGCCGCCGCCGCCCCCACCCCCGCUCGCCGGCGAUGGGGCCACUGGAGGACGACGACCUGCUCCGCCAGAUCCUCGUCCGCCUGCGCCCGCAGCCCUCCUCCCUUCCCCGCGCCUCCGCCGUCUGCAAGCGCUGGCGCCUCCUCGUCUCCGACCCAGGAUUCUCCCGCCGCUUCCGCGUCCACCACCGCCGCAGCCCUCCUCUCCUCGGCUGCUUCCUCAGAAACGACGCCCUGCCCUUCAUCCCCACUCUCGACGCCCCGGACCGCGUCUCCCCCGCCCGUUUCUCCCUGCAGCCCGGCGACGGCGACGGCGACCGGUUCAUGUCCCUCGGAUGCCGCCAUGGCCUGGCGCUCGUCUUCAACAAGCACACGGGUCAGAUCCUGGUGUGGGACCCCGUCACCGGCGACCAGCGCCGCCUCGACGUGCCACCGGGGGUCGCGGUGCACGCGGAGAAGACAACGAUCAACGGGGCGGUGCUUCGUGCUCGUGCUCGUGCCGCCGGAGACGAGGCCCAGCGCUUCCAAUUCCAUGUGGUGUUGGCAGUGGCGGACAACGACGACGAGCAGCACCGGCGUGCGCUUGCCUGCGUCUACUCGUCGGAGACCGGCGCAUGGGGUGAUCUCGUCUCAACACAGCUUCCGUCCGACGUUCCAACGACCGAUGCUCCCAUCUUGGUUUCUACUGACAAGCCCGCUGUGCUGGUUGGGGACUCCCUUUACUGGAAGCUUGCUGGGAAUAUGGACGGAAUUCUCGAGUUUGAUUUGGAGAAGCAAAGCCUAGCUGUGAUAUGGGUGCCGGUGCAUGUCCUUGAAGAGGGCCAGUACAUGUUCUUGGUUAUGCCGGCAGAGGGCGGUGGCCUUGGUUUACUCCUCCAGACAGACUGCAGCAUCCAGUUGUGGAAGAUGGAGACUGAUUCUGGCGGUGUUGCUUCAUGGGGGCUUGGAAGAACCAUUGAACUGGACAAGCUGCUUUCUCUGAAUUCUGAGGAGAAUGACAUAUUGAUACCGGGGCUCGACGAGGAAAAUAAUGUGGUGUUCGUGUGGACAGAUCACAUCCUCUUUAUGGUCCAUCUUGAGUCAAUGAAGUUCAAGAAGCUUUCUGGAACCUACCCCCUUUCUCAUUAUCAUCCAUUCAGAAGUGUCUACGCUGCAGGUAUCUAGGGUUACAUUCCGGUGGCCG